AUGAGAAAAGCCAAGCUAAUAUUUGUCCCCAUUCCAGGAAUUGGUCACCUGGCGCCUAUUUUAGAGUUUGCAAAGUGGCUGUUUGAUCGAUAUGAUCAAUUUUCACUGCAUCAUCCGAUUAUCGUACACAAUUUUUCAGUCUUCCUCGGGGAUACUCCUUCACUAGAUCUUUUCUCUAAAUCAUCAGAAAAGGUUUUUUUUUUUUUUUCUGAUUUUGUAGAGAGCCAUAAAUCCCAUGUCAGAGAUGCUAUAAUCAACCAUGUUUUACCUGAUUCGACCUCCAAUUCAGUUCCACUUGUUGGCUUGGUUUUGGACUUCUUUUGUACUGCCAUGAUUGACGUAGGGAAAGAACUUUGUAUUCCUUUGUACUUGUUUUUCACCUCGACUGCAGCGUUCCUUAGCCUCAUGUUGUACCUUCCAAGCCGACAUGAUCAGAUUGGUCACGAGUUUGAAGAAUCGGAUCCUGAGUCAAUCAUCCCAGGUUAUGCAGGACCUGUGCCUACUAGAGCUUUGCCUUCAUUCUUAUUCAACAAGCAUGUUGGUUAUCUUUCAUUGCUGAACUAUGGAAGAAGAUUCAAGGAGGUUGAAGUAUUAUUGAAUACAUUGGAAGAGCUUGAAUCACAUGCGCUCAAGUCCUUGAUGGAAUAUUCCAUAUCUACACCACCCAUCUACCCGCUUGGACCACUAAUUGGUAAGGGUCAGAAGAUUUUAUUUCAUACUCAUAAAGCUCAAAACGAUGAGAUCAUGAAAUGGCUUGAUCAUCAGCCUCCAUCAUCAGUUGUUUUCUUGUGCUUUGGAAGCUUGGGGAGUUUCGAUGAACCCCAACUAAUUGAAAUUGCAAGUGGGCUUGAGCGUAGCGGGUUCAGGCUCUUGUGGUCAGUGCGCAAGGACACCGGGAAAAGGCAAAGUCAAAGCACCAAGGAAAUACACCAAUAUUGAGGAGAUCUUUCCAGAUGAGUUCUUGGAGAGAACAAAGAAGAAAGGAUUGAUUCGUGGGCGUUGUCCACAGGUGGAUAUCCUGGGCCAUGAAGCAGUUGUAGGGUUUGUGUGGCAUUGCGGGUGGAACUCUAUCUUGGAGAGUUUGUGGAACGGGGCAAUUGCAACAUGGCUAAUCUAUUCAGAACAGCAAAUUAAUGCAUUUGAGAUGGAGAAAGAAUUGGCAUUAGCAGUGAGUUAAAACUGGAUUACAGGAUGGGCAGUGGUGAGCUGGUGAAGGCAGAUGAGAAAGAAAGAGCAGUCCUAGGUGUGAUGGAUGGUGAAAGCGAGACGAGAAAGAGGGUCAAGGAGUUGGCUUAAAAGAGUAGAGAAGCUGUGAUGUAUGGUGGAUCUUCAUUUGCUUCUU
Durio zibethinus is the source of this 1342-nucleotide messenger RNA. The record is from RefSeq and is a predicted model, not a curated record. NCBI's taxonomy places the organism in Eukaryota, Viridiplantae, Streptophyta, Magnoliopsida, Malvales, Malvaceae.